Messenger RNA from Galdieria sulphuraria, 1614 nucleotides. Its product is annotated as acyltransferase. NCBI's taxonomy places the organism in Eukaryota, Rhodophyta, Bangiophyceae, Galdieriales, Galdieriaceae. Gene Ontology annotation, biological process: phospholipid metabolic process. The record is from RefSeq and is a predicted model, not a curated record. The transcript has 2 exons. Bases 60 to 1292 code for a protein of 410 amino acids.
GAUUAUACACAUACACACACAUACAUCUCGUGCAUUUUGGUGAGAAAAUGUUGGAUUCCAUGCCGUGGCUUCACUUCAUACGGUCAGUUGAAGACAGUGUUAGAGACUCUGCCAACUGUUUGAACGGUGGAAUAAAGUAUUUCCUGUCCCAAAAUAUUGGAGAGAGAAAAUAUUUGAAUGGAAACAACUUAUUUCUUGCUCAUCUUUUACAGAGUCAGUCGAAGCUUUCAGCAGAUUACAUCUCCGCGGAAUACCAAAGUAGUUUACGGGAAGUGACAAGUGAGGGUCGCUUAUCUUCUUCAGCAUUCGAGACGCAAGGAGCAGCUAGACUAGCAACUCGUUCCCACGAAAGGAUGAAAGAAGCUUUUUCACACAGCAAGACGGCAACCAAUGUAAAGGAGAGAAUACAACAGCGAAAUGCUUCAUUCAAGGAACCUCCGGAGCCGGGUAACGGUGCUUCUAUGCGAAACCUUGUUACAAUAGGUAUUGUCGCUUCCUUGAGUUCGGGAAUUCUUAGAAGCAUCGCCAACUUACACACCUACGGUCUUGAAAAGUUACACCACUGGAUAGAAAGUAGACCAGCAGGAAUGCCUCUUCUAACAGUUGCUAAUCAUCGAAGUACGAUGGACGAUCCAUUUCUUGUGUCUUCAAUAAUACCUUUUAGAGACUUAUUUCGACCACAGUAUGUUCGUUGGGGUUUUUGUGCAGUCGAUAUGUGUUUCACGAAUCCAUUGUUUUCGCGCUUUUUCAAUAAUGGCAAAGUGUUACCAAUUAGAAGAGGUUGUGGACUCAAUCAAAAAGAGAUAUAUACUGCUAUUGGCAUGUUACAAAAGGGAGACUGGGUUCAUGUGUUUCCAGAAGGAAAAGUUUGUCAGAAGAGUUUAGGACUCAUUCGUAGAGGGGUUGGAAAAAUGAUUGCUGUAGCGAAAGAGCGUUUAGGUUUUGCACCGAUUAUUGUUCCAAUUUAUCACGAAGGAAUGGAAAACGUGAUGCCACAAAGGCGAGAGACCAAUGAACUUGUCAGUAUCCUGCCAUUUUCUGGACAUGAUGUAUAUGUCCUUGUGGGUGAUCCUAUUGGAAUUGAAGAUAUUUUAGAAAAGUACAAAAACAUUCUGUCUUCUCCUGAUGAGGGACCCAAAACAAUGGAGGACACGCCGGAACGUAUAAAAAUGUACGAAGAAAUCUGUGACCGAAUAUCAUUUACCCUUUCAAACCUUAGACAAGAAUUAAGACGUAAAGUAGCAUUAGAGGAAGGCAUUUUACUGGGAAGCAUUUUUGGUAAUGAGUUUUAGUACCACGGUUUCCCUUUUGAAAAAGGGUUAGGAGACAAGUAAUCAAUGCCUGAUAGCUUAGUACUUAUUGUAGUGUAGCAUAGUUUUUUGGUGAAAUCGUACAAAUAACUAAAUUGGACAGAAAGGAACGAACACGUCGAUUUCGGUGGGCACGCAAGAAGGGGCCAUUUUGGCGCUCUUCAAGACAAUUGUUAUUUGGCCACAUUUCCGAAAAUGGGUUGUCCGUUUUAAAGUUCGUCUUUUUCGUUUCGCGCUUUUUGGCACUUUAAGGCACCAUUAGUUUUAUUCGGACGUUUCGUAUAUCGGAGAUUUUCUUUUUCGC